AGAUGGCAAAGUUCAAAAGAGCUGUUUUUACAGCAUUUAUACUUUUCAGGACGAUAUAUUGUCAUGCAAUAGACCCCUGYACUAACCACAAAGUUAUAAACGAUGUCUACCGCAGUACUAAGYAUCAGUUGCAGCCAGGAUUUGCAGCCAUAUGCGACGACAAACUUACGACUGGGUGGUAUAGAUUCAAGAGCAUUGUUGGUGGAAUGAUGCCGGAAACAAAACCCUCACCUAACCAUUGUGGGACUGUUGCACCUAUCUGGAUCAGGGAUACUCACCCAACAACGAAAGGCCAAGAAAAAGAAGUGAAGGCUUGUAUAAAUAUUCGAAAUAUGCUGAAUGGGUGUUUCUUGCGAGAGUCGAUUUCUGUCAAAAACUGUGGUGGUUUUUAUGUCUACAAGCUUAAAAGAAUUCGUGGAUGCCCAGCAGCUUAUUGUGCAGUCCCUUGACGAUGCUCUGUAAAUUCAGUUUUCCCAACUGGAAAAACGUGUCAUUUGGCAUUGAAUGGUUUACUGAUGGCUACUCAGUCAAAAAUGACACUAUUUGCAGUGAUAAAAGUGAUCCUGAUUGCUCGAAUAGGCACAGUGAAUUGCCUGCACUCCAUCCCGACCAACUGCCGUACUUCAAACCAGGACAUAGGAUUCACUGUAAGCUGCGCAUGAGAUAUAACACAAAUGUUGACAACAAAUGGACCGCCAUUACAAAGCAAAGCAGCCAAUAUUUUGUUGGUAUCAAGGUUACCGCUUCUCAUCAAAAUGGUCGUUUAAAGGAAUGCAAUAAAGAUACACAAAUUACAGUCACUUUCACACCAACUGUACCUAUUGUUGAUGUAAACAAAAAGUACCUGUCUAUCAAAAUCUUUUUGCCGAUUCACCAUAAGAAACACCAAAAGACCAGGAGCGCAGUCGAUACAUGCGACUUAAAAUUACUUCAUGAAAUGCUUCCCAAUGAAACUCGCUCAAUCAAAAUAACUCCAGUUUGCGACAACAUUAACCAACCAACAGGUUCGAUGGAGUACCACUUUGUCAUCAAUGACUUUUUCCAAACAUUUUGGUUGAGGUAUAAACUACCAUCAGUGAAGGUCACCGUUGACAAUACACCACAGCAACAGUGCUUAGCAACCGGAGACCCUCACUACACAACAUUUGAUGGCAGAUAUUACGACUUCAUGCCUAUUGGGGACUACGUUCUUUACAAAAACACAUUCACCAACACCGAGGUACAUGCUCGUUCAUGGGUUUGUGGGCAUCCGUCUUCUGCUGUUACGUGCAAUUGUGGAGCUGCAAUUCGUGAGGGAGCUGAUAUCAUCAUUUUCGACAUAUGCAAUGCAAAUCUUGUUCAAACGCCUAGACUUUUGAAAACUGAAAUACGAAGUGAAGGUGGCCUGGCACCAGGGACCCAUAUUAUUAGAACUGUUCAAGGCAUCACAGUUACGCAUGAUGUUCUUCUUCCAUCUGGCAACAGAGUCAAGGUCGAACGCUACGAGUGGGGUAUUAGUAUAUAUGUUAAAGCAAUGUCUCCAAAAGAUAAUACCAUAUUUGGAUUAUGUGGCAAUUUUAAUGGACGACAAGACGACGAGUUUCAUCAAGGAGGCGACAAACAAAAAUAUGGAGACCCGGUUUCUUUUGGAAAAAGCUGGAGGGUUGAGCCAAGCAAAAGUAUAUUUAAUUUGCGUCUUCCUGCACCAACUCUGCCACCAGGAGCAAAUGGGCGAAAAUAUUGCGAGUGUCCGCAAAGGCAAAACCAACUUUGGAAUUGUGAUUGGUCCGAAAACGAUUUUAUUGGUUUUAGAAAAAUUACAGGAAAAGAUAUUGCCGACCAGUUUCGAAGGCGUCGACGAAGGUCAAUAACCGGAACUUUCUACAGCGAUGACUUAAUGGAUUAUGAGGAGAGGAGCUUUUUUAUUGACGAAAAAGAGGCACAAUUCGCGCUUUCACGUAUUCGAUCAAGACGAUCAGUAAACAACGAAUUGAUGUCCAAUGAAAAUGCUACAAAACACUGUAGAGCUGUAAUAGAAGAUUCAACGGCUGGAAAGACAUGCAGUGAUGUUCCUGGGUUUAACCUGACAUUGGCCAUGGCAGAAUGCAUCACUGAUUUAAAAUUAACCAGAGAUACGAAGUUUGCGGGAGCUGCAUUCGACUCUAUGAAAGAGUCCUGCGAAGAAGUUACUUUAAAAAAUAUCUCUCUAUAUCAAGAAGACGCCAGUGGAAAACUCCAGCCAUCUCAAAAAAUUGGUGACAACCUGUGUCCUGGUGAUUGUAGCGGCCAUGGUGACUGCUUAAACAGAACAUGCAUAUGUUAUAAAGGCUAUACCUCAGAUGAUUGCUCGAUGAAAAUUGACGCUGUGCCUGAAUUGUUAGGCAUUUAUGAUGGAGGUUUGUGUGACAUUCGAAAACGACCAUGCAAGAAAAUCGACAUCUUUGGAAAAGACUUUAUCAACUCAGGAAACRUCACUUGCCAUAUUAGGGAGUUUAAGGYGAUGUCAAGUAAAUGGAUGCCUAAACAAAAYRCCAUCAAGAAACAYGGUGAUAUGAUUGAUAUCUUUGGAGUACGGUGUGACCUUCCMGAUCCCCCUACAAAACUUGGCGACUAUAGCAAUGUGGGAACCCCAGCAGGAGGRCUGUGGAUAUCAAUCUCGAACGACGGCGAAAGUGAAAGUCGGCGGCGGAUGCGAUUUAUCUCAUACGACUCUAUCUGUGUGACAUGCAACAAGACUGGCAACUGCUCAUUCAAAGUGAGUUGA
Messenger RNA from Exaiptasia diaphana, 2743 nucleotides. RefSeq names its product von Willebrand factor D and EGF domain-containing protein. Lineage: Eukaryota; Metazoa; Cnidaria; Anthozoa; Actiniaria; Aiptasiidae. The record is from RefSeq and is a predicted model, not a curated record.